Molecule: messenger RNA, 714 nt
Organism: Neurospora tetraspora
Lineage: Eukaryota; Fungi; Ascomycota; Sordariomycetes; Sordariales; Sordariaceae
Exons: 4
Coding region: 1-714 (237 amino acids)
Source: RefSeq, a predicted model, not a curated record
AUGAUACCCACUCCUGUCACACUCUCCAAUGGCCUCCCAACCAUAAUCACCACAGCCAUCUCCAACCUCGAAACAGUCAAACAAACCCGCCACAGCAUCGGCGGCGCCAAAGAACCACUAGACUCCAUCUCCGCUCAAGCCGACAUCCUCAUCCGCUCCCUGCUGCUUAUCAAAGACAUCCACUCCCUCCAAACCUUGCGAGUAGGCGAGCAAAUCUACCAGAUCAUGGAUCUCGCCUCCCGCUUGGGCGCAUCGAUGCUGGUGAUUGCCGCAGACAGCAGCCGCCGGACGACGUCGACGACAACUCCUCCCGAAGGGCAAGAGAUCAUCACGCCGGAUAGCUACGUCUAUGGACACUUACAGACUAUGGAGGGGCAGUUGCGGGAGGCAAGAGAUACGCUGUUUGAGCUGGUCAGGUCGGUGCUCGUGGGGGUGUCGGGGAAUCCCAAGGAUGGGUUUCGGGUGGUGAAGGGGGAUUUGGUGGGGGUGAAUGACAGGGUUAGGGAGGUUAUGGGCGUUCAGAUGAGGUUGUUUGAGCGGUUGAGGGAGAGGAUAGUAGGGGAAGGGGAAGGGGAUGCAGAAAAUGCAGUCAUCGAGCUUGACGACACGGAUAUUGAACAUCUCGGGUUACCCCGUGUAUCGGGGGAUCUGGUCGAACAAUGGCGCGCCACGGUGGGGGUUGAGACCGGCAUCACCCGAGAGAACGGGCAGUAA